AUGACUAUGCGUUCACCAGUUUCUAAAGCCACUACAUCUGCCUCAGUGGCCGACCCGCCGAAGUUAGUAUCGGAUUCCGGCACUGCUGCCGACAUCAUUGAUUUGCCAAACACUCCCGAAGCCGAGGGAGUUAGUACUCGUGCCUCAUCUGCCGCCCGCCAGGAAGCGAUGUUUAAGGCUAUGCAGAAACGCAUCGCCACGCUUGAACGCAGUCUGAAGGUUGCCCAACAGAAAAUAAGAGAACACGAGUUAGCAAACGAAGCCCAACGCGCAGAUGCGCAAAGCAUAUCCAGUGCACCCAGCGACAGUUCCGCCAACGAAUCUGCCUUGCCGUCAUCGAGCCUGCCAAUGACACAGUUCCAGCUUCUUCACCCGCAAUCGCCGAUCGUAACGAGUGCUGCUACCAAUGUAGAUGCUGUGCAGCCGCUGUUGCCACCUCAUAACGCUACACGUUGCCCGAUUCUUUCGUCAACGGUGCCAAUUCCUGCUAACGUAGGCUCCGUACCUGCGCAGUUUUCAACUCAGCCAAGAAAAUUGCAAGAUUUGCCGGAGUUUAGUGGGAAGCCGGAGGACUGGCCGAUAUUUUUUACUGCUUACACCGAGUCAACCGCUGUCUAUGGGUACAGCUGUUUUGAAAACAACUUACGCCUGCAGAAGAGCUUAAGGGGUGAGGCCCGAGAGGCUAUUAAAUCGCUGCUUAUCCACCCGAACAAUGUGGGCAAUAUCAUCGAGCAACUUAGGUUCCGAUACGGUCGCCCGGAACAAUUAAUUCCAAGCCAGCUAGCCCAUGUUCGAGAAAUUGCUCCGAUAUCGGAAAGCUCAGUGGUAAAGUUGAUACCAUUUGCGACGAAGAUUGCCAACAUUUGUGCAUUUUUACGUUCUGCGUGUGGCGGAGAGCAGCAUUUAGCGAAUCCAACGCUUCUUGAUGAGCUCGUUGGAAAGUUACCCAUGAGCAAGCGUAUCGAAUGGGCAGUUUUUGCAUCGUCUUUGCAGCCUUAUGCAACGGUUCAGCAUUUCAGCGAUUGGCUUACUAAACUUGCCAAUGUCAUCUGCACGGUUUACGACGGGGAAACAGCGAGAGACUCGAAGCGCCGGGUUGUGCUGCACGCUGCCGAAUCACAACGCCAUCCAACUUGCCCUAUUUGUCAGGGCCAACAUAAGCCAGCCGACUGUAGCCAGUUCAGCCAACUUACAGUGCCGAAGAGGUGGGAAGAAGUGAAGCGAUGCCAUCUCUGUUUCUCAUGUCUCAACGCUGGACAUGGGUCGCGCAAUUGCCAAAGGCGCAAACCAUGUGCCACCGACGGGUGCAAACGGUUUCAUCAUAAAUUGUUGCACGAAAUUGAAAAAACUAUCGACGGGUCAUCAAACCAGUCAUUGCCGCCUCGAGAUCGCAACAGACGUGUUUCCAUUGCCGAUCCACGUAAAACGAUUAGCACGCAGACGCAGCCAGCGUCGCGUAUUCAGUCGCAAGGCGAUACGGGUGUAGCAGUCCUUAGUUGCAGUGCAAACGUUGCCGAUAGCAAGUUGUUAUUUCGGAUUCUGCCGGUCGUGCUGUAUGGGAACCAGAAGCGCGUUGAGACGUACGCCCUUUUUGAUGAAGGUUCGUCAAUAACAAUGCUUGACAACGCACUAAUUGAAGAGCUCGGGUUACGUGGCCGGACUGAACGCUUAAACCUACAGUGGUUCGGAGGACGUGCCACCCAAGAGCCAGCCGUGGUGGUAGACUUACUAGUGAGUGGUGCCAAUAUGCAAAAGAGACAUAAACUACGAAGGGUUUAUGGUGUUUCAAACCUGCAGCUACCUUCUCAGAGCCUGAGUAAAGCCGAUUUGCGUUGCCAUGAAAAACAUUUAAAUAAGCUGGCAGUUCAGCCAUACGCGCAAGUCAAGCCAAAGCUGUUAAUCGGACUCGACCACUGCCACCUUGGUUUGCCGUCAACCACAAUGCAGCUAAACAAGUGUGGGCCGUUUGCCGCGAAUACUGAGUUGGGAUGGGUUGUGUUUGGACCAACAACCAACUCUUAUCCGACAUUGCCAUCAUGUUUAUUCGUUAACUGCCACACUGAGCAGUCGCUACACAAUGCGGUUGCCGAAUAUUUCGAGACGGAAAGCUUUGGGGUUCGAGCUGCGCCUGCCAUCGAGAGUGAAGCUGAUAUCCGUGCUCGCGAAAUCUUGAGGUCCACUACGUGCCGUGUUGAAGGAAGAUAUCAGACUGGUCUGCUCUGGAAGCGUCCCGACAUACAGCUACCUGCGAGCUAUGCUAUGGCCUUGAGGAGAUUAGCGGGUAUUGAAGCAAAAAUGAGGCGCGAUACAAACUUUGCCGCUGAAUAUAAGCGCAUCAUGAAUUCCUACGUCGCGAAGAACUACGCAAGAAAGCUGUCGCCAGAAGAAGCCGCUUUAACUAACGAUAGGACAUGGUACUUGCCUCACUUCGCCGUCAGCAAUCCCAACAAGCCAGGCAAGUUACGUAUGGUGUUCGACGCGGCUGCUGAGGUGGACGGUGUGUCCCUCAAUUCACAGCUCAUGAAGGGUCCACAGGAAUAUCGGCCUUUGCCUGCUAUACUAUUUCACUUUCGUGAAGGAGCAAUAGGCGUGUGUGGUGACAUCAAAGAGAUGUUCCACCAGGUGCUGGUUCAACGUGACGAUAGACGUGCGCAACGAUUUCUUUGGCGCAAUGGUGAUACCACCAGACAGCCCGAAGUGUAUGAGAUGCGCGUAAUGACCUUUGGAGCAGCAUGUUCGCCUUGCGCCGCCAACUAUGUGAAGAAGAUCAACGCGUUAGAGUAUCGCAAAAAAGUCAGUGGUGCUGUCCGAGCCGUGAAAUCGAUACUGGACUACCAUUAUGUCGAUGACUAUGUCGAUAGCUUCGACACAGAAGAAGAAGCAGCUGACAUCACGAAACAAGUUCGAGCAAUACACAAGAUGGCCGGUUUCGAUCUUUGCAAUUUCGCGUCGAACUCGUCAAGAGUGACAGAAGCCCUUGGUGGCGACGGAGCUACCCGUCAAAUAGCCAAGAAGGAAGGAGUACUGGUGGACAGAGUUCUCGGUUUGUUUUGGCAGGCAUCGACCGACACCUUUGGAUUUAAACUGAAGUUCAACAACGUAGAAUCCAGCGUAUUGAACGGAAUGCGCCGUCCGACAAAGCGAGAACUCCUCAGCGUGGUCAUGUCCAUCUUCGACCCGCUGGGAUUUCUGAGCAAUUUUGUAGUGAGUGCUAAGAUACUCAUGCGGGAGGUGUGGAAGCAUGACAUCCGGUGGGACGAACCAUUGCCAAACAACGUAAACGCCGCAUGGGAAUGCUGGCGUAAGCAACUUUCAACGGUCGCCGAAUAUGUCGUUCCUCGGUACUAUUUUCUAAACGGCAAACCUAAAGCUCUGCAGCUCCAUGUCUUCGUCGACGCUAGCGAGGAUGCCUUUGCUGCGGUGGCCUACUGGAGGUCAACCAAUGCCGUCGGUGAGGUGGAAGUCGCAUUUAUCUCCGCAAAAACCAAAUGCGCGCCGAUGAAGUCUUUGACGGUGCCUCGAUUGGAGCUUCAGGCAGCCGUGCUGGGUACGCGUUUAAUGAGCUGCGUCCGGGAGGAACACUCCUUGGACAUUGAUGACUGCAUCAUUUGGAGUGACUCCAAAACG
Messenger RNA from Rhagoletis zephyria (snowberry fruit fly), 3627 nucleotides. RefSeq lists its product as uncharacterized. The record is from RefSeq and is a predicted model, not a curated record. Lineage: Eukaryota; Metazoa; Arthropoda; Insecta; Diptera; Tephritidae.